GGCAGCUUGGCAGCUUGCCCGGGGACGCGCAUUACGGAGACCUCAAUCGCUCAUAAUCAUACCUACACUUUCUCUCUGACCGUUGCCGAUAUUCCUACUCUUGAAUCUUGAGUCCACCGACCAAAGACAUCGCUACUCGCCUUCGUACCAUACAAGUCACCACAUUCCAUCGCAUCUCCCAUAUCCUUACUCUUCCAGCAUUUGCGACCCCGGAUGCCGUUGCGCUGAUACACCAAGAGCUGAAGACGCCGGCUCCAGAUGAAGAGCCUACACCAGGGUGCCCUCGAUACUAAUGUCCUCAUCCGAUCCUAACCAUGGCCGAGGAAGCAACUUCCAAUCCAUACCCCUUCGGAAUCUCAACCGACCGCCAGAUGGCCACGUUGACGGACAUGAUAUACCUGGGGAGGCGCAGCGCUCGCACAGGCGGACACUCAGCGACAGAGGGAGGAACUUGCUGAGACAAACCGAGUCGAUCGCGACAGGAAAUCACUGGAAUCCCGAAUAUGCGCCCAUCGCAGAGGUAUCACCAAGCCCGACGAGGGGGAGGGGGGAACAUCGUCCAAAUAUCGACACCUCAUACUCGACGUCGCGCGGAGGCGCAGCGCCCCACGAAGAUGGAGGAUAUAGUCCACUGGAGGAUGCUGGGGCAUUUCAAGCCGCAAUAGGUUUCUCUGGAAUGGGUUUUCAAGGCGAAACAUCCCCGCCAAUGCCAAGCUCAUACCCUCGUGAACCAUCAUACGGACAGUACAGCGAUCCCUACACCUCGCGCGAUACCGAUGACCAUGGAUACUACGCUGGAGGCCCCUCGUAUGACGACACGGCGAGAUUGACAGAUGUGCGGAAUUUGCAACCGAUGGGUGGAGCUGGGGGGGCGACCCCUCAUCAAGACCGUUCGAGCUUCCAGAGCGUGCAUUUUCUCAGCCCAAACGCAGUCGGUUCUGGAGAUGCUGGUCAUCUAGAAGCUGCUGCUGGCAGUCGUGGAAGUUCGGCGAGUCGUAAACGGUCGCUCUCGCCUGGGGAUGUGUCUCCGCUACAUCGGGCAGGAACCAUUGUUCGGAACAUGUCGCAGAGAGUCGUCAAUAUCAGCCAUGACCCCGAGGUCGCUGAAACCACCAUGCGCCGAAAAUCUUCAUUACAUCAUGCUCGUCUUCAGGGACCGCCCUCGUUUCCCGUCCUACCAGAAACCGUCGACGAUGGUCCAUCUGCUCCGCUGUCUCCUUUAGAGAAGCCUCCAUCACCAACGUUCCCGAAACAGCAACCCCCCGCGCCUCGACGGUAUUCGCCGCAAAAUCCCCUCCGAGGCAAUACGCUGGGCAUCUUCCCUCCUGACAGCAAAAUCCGACUCAAGCUCUGUGAUCUGCUCGUCCAUCCCGCCACCGAGCCCAUACUCCUAAUAUUAAUUAUCAUCCAGACCGUUCUGUUAGCUGUCGAUGGCAGCCACAGCGUCUUCGAUGAGAAACAUAAGCGCUCAGCAAAAUGGGGCGAUUCCAAGAUUGACUGGGCUCUCCUCGGACUUUUCGUAAUUUAUUCAAUCGAAAUUGUAAUUCGCGUCAUAGUAUCUGGAUUCAUUGUGAAUCCAGUCGAAUACAGUACCAUCAAUCGACAAGUCGGCUUGAGAGAAGCCGUCUUGAGCAAAGGUCGUAAAUUCUUCACGCCCCACCGACAACCAUCACAAAAACAUGCAAACACAACCUUCAAUCCACAGCAACCGUCCAUAAUUCGAUCGUUUACUACGGCCCAAAUCAACCCCGACGUCGGUCCUGGAGAUUCUCAACAGCAGCAAAGGUUUCGACUUGCACACAGGGCCUAUCUGCGUCACUCAUUCAACAGAACAGAUUUCCUUGCUGUCAUAGCCUUCUGGAUUUCAUUUUUAAUGGGAAUUUUUGGUGAGGCAGGCAAUAAGCAUGUUUACAUUUUCCGAAUGUUGAGCUGUUUGCGCAUCAUACGUCUACUAAACCUUACGAGCGGUACAUCGGUGAUAUUGCGUAGUUUGAAAAAGGCUGCUCCGCUGCUAGUCAAUGUCGCCUUCCUAAUAUCCUUUUUCUGGCUAUUGUUCGCCAUCGUUGGUAUUCAAAGCUUCAAGUCAAGUCUAAGACGCACUUGCGUGUGGCAAGCCCCCCCAAACAGUGGAGAUGAGGAUUUUGAUACUGGCCAAUUCUGCGGCGGACAUCUCGAUCCCGUGACUGGUGCUCCUCAACCCUACAUUGCAACACUGGGACCGAAACAGAGUGUCCGCAAGGGGUUUCUAUGUCCCAGAGGUUCGCUUUGUAUUGAGAGCGAAAACCCUUUCAAUGACACACAAAGCUUCGAUAACAUUUUCAACUCCUUGGAGCUCGUGUUUGUUAUCAUGUCUUCGAAUACUUGGUCAGACCUGCUUUACUACAUUGCGGACAGCGACUAUCUAAUAGGUGCACUCUAUUUCGCGGUUGGCAUACUUAUUUUAAGUUUAUGGCUGAUAUCGCUCCUGAUCGCCGUUAUCACCUCCUCUUUUCAAAUCAUCCGUGAGGAGAGCAAAAAGAGUGCAUUCACGGGCGAAGAGAUCGUUGAAGAAGAGACCGAAGGACUCCCAGAGCACCGUGUGAGCAAACUCAAACGGUUCUACGAUAAGACUUCCUGGCUGUGGGUAUUAGUCAUUGCCUAUGGACUAAUAUGUCAAUGCCUUCGCAGUGCCACGAUGAGCGAUUGGCGACGCGACUUCAUCAAUGUAUCCGAGACUGGUGUCACCUUGAUACUCUUCGGGGAGAUCAUCAUCCGCUUUAUAGUCGACUGGAGACAUUUCUUCCAAAGCAAGCGAAAUAUUACAGAUCUCAUAAUCGCAAUUGUUACAGCGGUCAUCCAGCUUCCUGCUGUUAAGAACGCGCGUGGUGGAGAACCAUACGCUUGGUUGACCGUUUUCCAAAUCAUUCGAAUUUAUCGAGUUGUCUUGGCUGUGCCGAUGACACGCGACCUUAUUAUGAUAGUUUUGGGUAACGUUAGCGGUCUCCUGAACCUCAUUCUUUUCGUGUUUUUGAUGACCUUCCUUGCAUCCAUAUUCGCCUCUCAACUUUUCCGAGGGAUUCUCCCACAAGAGUCUGACGGCGAGACCUUGCCAACCUCGUUCUUCACGAUCUACAACUCAUUCCUCGGCAUGUACCAGAUUCUGUCCAGUGAGGGGUGGACUAGUAUCAUGUACGAAAUCACUAGUCACCAGAGAGAGUUGAACACCGCUUGGAUUGGAGCAAUGUUCUGCAUACUUUGGUUUAUUCUCGCCAACUUCAUUGUCCUCAACAUGUUUAUCGCCGUCAUCCAAGAAAAUUUUGACGUUUCGGAGGACGAAAAGCGGCUACAGCAGGUCAAGGCCUUCCUACAGAAGAAAGAGCAAGCCAUGAGCUCAUCCUAUGGCAACCUCUCCCUCUCCUCAAUCUUUAAGCUUGGGCAGGCUAAUCGAAAAGACCCUUUGGACUAUGGCUCGGCUGCAGCGGAGAUGUUACUCAAGGAUGCAGUAGUUCGGGAUUUCCUGGACGAAAAUGAUGGAAGCGCAAGUCCACACGAAGACGAACCGCAGCCGGGUAUUCGACCAGCUCCUACGAUUGUUGGUUCAGGAGCCCUUUCAACCUUUUGGCAGCGCCUAGUGCGAAGAAUCAGCAAUCGUGAACCGAAUCCCUUCUAUGCGCCUCUGGACUUCGGCCGCGCGUACGAAGAUCUUGACCCAAGACGGAUGGCGAAAGAGGUGGUCAAUGCAACGGAGAAGCGAAAGAAGGCUCAAAGAGAAUACUUACGGAAACACCCCAAGUACAACGUGUCACUGUUUAUAUUUGGCCCCCAUAAUCCCAUUCGAAGGGUUUGCCAGAGAAUCGUUGGUCCUGGACGAGGAAAUGAUCGAAUUGAAGGCGUUGCGCCUUCAGUACCGGUUUGGUACGCCUUCUCAGCAUUCAUAUACGCUUCGAUCAUAGCCAUGGUUCUACUGGCCUGUGUGACAACUCCACUUUACCAGAGGACCUACUUCAUGGAGCAUGAGUUCAGUGUCAAGAACUGGUUCGUGUUCACAGACAUGGGCUUCGCCGUCUUGUUCACCAUCGAGGCACUCAUCAAAGUCGUUGCCGAUGGGUUCUUCUGGACUCCCAACGCUUACUUCCGCGGGUCUUGGGGGUUUAUCGACGGUGUCGUGCUCAUUACACUUUGGGUCAAUGUCGCUACGUCUCUGGUUAAUGAAGGGCAGAUCACGCGUACAGUCGGCGCGUUCAAGGCACUCAGAGCUCUCCGACUUCUCAAUGUUAGCGACAGUGCCCGCGAUCACUUCCAUUCCGUUGUCGUUCGUGGAGGCUGGAAAGUCAUAUCGGCUGCCUUCGUCUCCAUUAGUUUGUUGAUUCCAUUCGCCAUAUACGGGUUGAAUCUAUUCGUCGGGCGAUUUCAAACCUGCAACGACGGCGAUUCUAGUAUCGUCAAUUUGCACGACUGCGUGAACGAGUAUGAGAGCUCGCCAUUCAAUUGGGAUGUCCUGGCUCCCCGUCAGGCUGCCAAUCCGAACUACGACUUCGACAACUUCGGCGACUCGCUUUUCAUUCUCUUCCAAAUUGUAUCCCAAGAGGGAUGGACAGGUGUCAUGUGGGACUCCCAGCGCAUAACUGGUGUCUUUACCCAGCCAGAAGACUUUGCUUCCCAGGGAAAUGCCGUGUUCUUCAUCAUAUUCAACUUGCUUGGUGCUGUGUUCGUCUUGACACUUUUUGUCUCGGUUUUUAUGCGCAAUUACACUGAGCUUACUGGUGUUGCCUUCCUUACUACUGAUCAACGCUCAUGGCUCGAGCUCCGAAAGUUACUUAGGCAAGUAUCACCGUCGAAGCGGCCUUCAUCAACAAAACAGAGAGAAACUUGGGAGGAGUGGUGCUAUCGGCGUGCAGUUCGCAAGUCUGGUCGCUGGCAGAGAUUCAUCACCGGCCUACUGAUUCUCCAUCUACUUUUACUUUGUCUUGAGUGGUACCCUGGCAGCGAAAUCUGGGAUCAGAUCAGGGACUAUAUCUUUAUCGUGUUUACCGUCAUCUUCAUCGCCAACAUAAUAAUCCGCAUUAUCGGUCUGUCAUGGCACCGAUUCCGCAAGAGCUCCUGGGACAUGUUUUCGAUCUUCGCAGUCUCGGGAACAUUGGUCACCUCAAUCCUUCUACUUGCUGAACUUCGACAGCGUGUUUUUAUUACACUCAAUAAGCUGUUCCUCGUAUCUAUCGCCUUGCUCUUGAUUCCAAGGAACAACUCACUUGACCAACUUUUCAAGACCGCGGCAGCUAGUCUAGCAGCGAUCUCGAAUCUACUCGCGACAUGGUUUGUGCUAUUCCUUGUCUAUGCGAUAGCCCUUACGCAAACGUUCGGCUUGACACGCUUUGGCCCCAAUGAGUCUGGCAACGUCAACUUCCGAACCGUUCCCAAAGCCCUCAUUCUCUUAUUCCGAUGUAGUGUCGGCGAAGGCUGGAAUGAUAUCAUGGAAGACUUUGCAACUGUCGAUAAGCCGUUCUGUACAGAAGGCAGCAAGUACUUCGAAAGCGAUUGUGGCAGCCCAGAGUGGGCACGAGCGCUUUUCAUAUCUUGGAACAUAUUGAGCAUGUACAUCUUCGUCAACUUGUUCGUCUCCUUGAUUUACGAGAGUUUCAGUUACGUUUACCAGCGAAGCAGCGGCUUGUCCGUAAUCAGCCGCGAGGAAAUCCGCCGAUUUAAGCAAGCUUGGGCGGAGUUCGAUCCUAAUGGAACCGGCUAUAUCACGAGGGAAGCAUUCCCAAGGUUGCUUGGAGAACUCUCUGGCAUAUUUGAGAUGCGUAUUUAUGACGGUGAUUUCACGGUUGGCAGACUACUCGAGGACUGCAGUGUCAUGCCAAAGCGAACUUCGGCGCUGCCGGUCCAAGGUCGCGAAGAGAUGCCCGAGAUAGACCUCCAGAAGUUGAACCAGCGGCUAGCAGAGCUUCCCGUACACGAGAUCCGACGACGACGACUACGCAUGAACACAUUCUACGAAGAGGUGCUAGUCUCCAGCGAUCCAGACAGAGGAAUAGCAUUUACCUCUCUCCUAAUGAUCUUAGCUCACCACAAAGUUAUCAAUGAUAACAAGAGUCUCAGACUCGAAGAAUUCUUGCGCCGACGAGCGCGUCUACAGCGCGUGGAAGAAGCAGUCCGACGAAACGUUGUUGUAGGGUUCUUCGAUACUCUCUACUGGUCACGUAAAUUCCGGCGUGCGGUGGAGCAUAAGAAGUCUGGACGCAUGACGGCCGUCCCACAAUUCACGGUCCCAGAGAUUUUCGUGGAUGACGAGGACAUCACAGACGCGCAACGUGGACAGCACUCUGCAAGCGGGAGUCCGCUCUUCUCGCCAGUGGACCUCCAGCCAAUGGAUAAUGCGCCAUGGCGUGCCUCAGGCAGUGAGGUACGGGCGCCAUCACCACCAGCAGACAUGACGCUACGAAGCCGUGCCAAUUCAAUACAAACCACACCACAGCACUCGCCAACACGACCAUCGCCUUUGACAGGGCCGCUUUCUGCAAACAGAGGGUCCCCGCAAGGAUCUCCCUUCUCUCCACCUGCGGACGGCGAAUGGCAAUUCGCAUCUGCUUUAAGUCGACCUCCCAGUCCACUUGAAGUUGAUCCGGGUCCAGCAAAUCGCAGCAGGCAAAACAGUGCUGUCAGUGCAGCAGAUGUUUUGGAAGUGCUAGACAAUUCUGCCUGGGGUGAGAGUAUCCGUAGGAGUUUCACACACCGGCGUUCUGGUGGACGAUGAGCAUGAGAGAAGGAGUCCUUGUUUGAAUGGGUUGCUCUCUGGGGCGGAGCAGUCUAGUCCCAAUCUGGCGAUGCUGAUGUUUCAAACGCGUGAAAAGAGCAUGGCAAUACGACGGAACGAAGAAGGAAAAGUGCAGGGCCGCUGAAAGGGUCCAAAGAAGCGAUGCAGGGGAAAGAUACAAGCGACACACAGUCGCAUUGAUGUCUGAAAUUGGGCAGGAGACACGACGGAGGCGCGAUCAAACAGACAUCGAGUGCGGUAGGGAUGAUCCAGGGCAUCACACUCUCACACACACAGCUGGACAGGAGCGCAUCCGGGCAAGUCUUGCCCAUUAUUGUCCGAUUUUUAUGUACAAAGUUCAUUCACACGUACUUUACGUGUAUCACGAUUAACGGCACUUGCAUGGAGGGGA
Messenger RNA from Aaosphaeria arxii CBS 175.79, 7145 nucleotides. RefSeq lists its product as uncharacterized. Gene Ontology annotation, biological process: calcium ion import across plasma membrane. Bases 293 to 6733 code for a protein of 2146 amino acids. NCBI's taxonomy places the organism in Eukaryota, Fungi, Ascomycota, Dothideomycetes, Pleosporales. Gene Ontology annotation, cellular component: voltage-gated calcium channel complex; membrane. The transcript has 6 exons. The record is from RefSeq and is a predicted model, not a curated record. Gene Ontology annotation, molecular function: calcium ion binding; high voltage-gated calcium channel activity.